AACCACAAUUUUAGUUUAAAACAAGUUAUUGCGACGUACAACAUAACAUUUAGUCAAUUCAAUUAGUUAGACACGCGCGUAGUUAAACGACAAGAUCAUGUACAACCCGGGCUAUCAAGUGGAUGUCAUCGAUCCCUACUAUCCACCGCCAGUGGAGGUUGUCGAAGUCAUCCAGCAACCAGCCUACACACAACCAGCCGUAGUCGUCACACAGCCCCAAACGAUCUAUGUGGAGGAGAACAAUGGUCCAACAAGAGAGCAAAUGGAAUGCUGCCUGCUGCUUACCGCCUGCUGUAUAGCGGAAGAGGGCGGCUGUGUAAUAUCAUAACAUGUCAUUCCUUUUGAAA
This is a messenger RNA of Drosophila hydei, 347 nucleotides long. RefSeq lists its product as uncharacterized. The record is from RefSeq and is a predicted model, not a curated record. NCBI's taxonomy places the organism in Eukaryota, Metazoa, Arthropoda, Insecta, Diptera, Drosophilidae. The transcript has a single exon. Bases 98 to 328 code for a protein of 76 amino acids.